UACUGACGGUCGUCCAACAGCGACCUAUCAUAAGUUAUGCGCAUAUCUCUGUCUCGGAUGUUGUUGUGAUGAGGCGAGUACCCAUCAGAGGCGAAGCUAGUGAGCUUGCAUGCAUGUAUCCUGUAGUCCAACAUCCAUAGUCUCAUGUACCUAGUCUUCAAAUCAAGAGUAUACGACUGGCAACCUUUUGAGUAAGUGAUGAGCUCUGAUUGCAGUAGCAUGCAUGAACUUGGGACCGAAAUCGAAAGUAACCAUACUACUGAAGAAGUCCGCAGCGGACCGACCCGGGUAGUAUAUCGCUCUUGGUCACAUUGAAAUAUCACUGCCCCCGAACGGAUCCAAUCACUUCGAAAACUCAUUGCUCAAAACUUCUCACAAUGCCUCAACAUUGGAUGUCGUUCGCGUCGGUGUCUGAACAGCUCAAACGCAUACUGCGACGCACCAAAGAUCACCCCAAUGAAGGUGAAGAUUUCCACGACGUCGUCCCUAGACCUGGUGGAAAAAUGUCAGCCCAAACAGCUCCCCACCUUCCAGAUCCCUUUAAGGACCGUCUUACAAGACUUCCGAAUGAGUUAUUGUUCCAAAUAACAAGCUAUUUGUCGGAGUCGGAUAAGGGUAGCGUUGCGAGGACAUGUGUACAGCUCUUUCGUCUUCUUCAUACCGACAAGUUUAAAAAUGAUAGGACAAAGUGUAUCAGAGGACGAGGCGCAAGAAUAUAUCGCCAAUUGUUCUCAUGCGAGCGGUGUAGAGCACAUGACCAGGCAACAGGGCCUCGCAGCUACAGACUUCGCUCAAGUCUCUGGUGUAGCGGAUGCGGCGUGCAUCACUGGUGGCACUACUUUUCGGACGAACAGCGAGAGAUGGAGGACAAGAAACGCACUUGUAUAGGGCGUCGUGGUAGCAUCCGAGUAUGUCCGCACCGCGACUUAUCGUAUAACGACCUGAAGGACAUUCGUCGUCAAAAUGAUAUUUCAACGCCAUCUGCCGGGCUGGUACUGUGCGAGGCCCCGGAUCACAGGCACGGGAAACAGCCUACGCUGUUCUUCGAGGAGGACGGAUACGCUUCCAUCAUCAACGUGGACCGGGUGGCGACACUAGAAUCCGACACCCGGGCGGCGAGAUCGUCGUUCAAAGACACUCUGCUAGAUACCCUGUUGGAAGCAUGCGUAGCGGCUCCUAUUUGCCCCCAUAUCGGGGCGUUGAAGCUAUGGCUUACAUUCAAGGACACCUUUGAGAAGUCCUGGAACCAGACGCCGAACGCAUGUGCAUCGGGCUUCGAACGCGAUCAGCUUUGGCCACGUGCUUGUAUGGGUGAUACCGAGAUCGAAGACAUCUUUUGUCGGCCGGGCAGACGGGUGGCCCCGGACGAGUGCUACAUUUGUUGGACCAGUUUUGACUUUUGGAAGCAUCGGUGCCGUGGCAUACCCGAGCUUGUGCUCUAUCGGAGACGCGUCUUCCCCAUCGCGCGGCCGGCGCACUCGCUCUGGCUGCGGAAUCUCCGGGAGGAGGAGUUGAAGCUUGAUCUGCCUCAGAGCUUAAAGCAUAACACGUUCUGCAAUGUUCCAGGUUGCAAUAGGGGUUUUGUUGGGGAGUUGAAGUGGCAUCACUUCCCUUCUGAAGAUUACUAUUGGAGGCCUGACAGUCCUGCUGACGAGGUUACUGUCGAUCAGCCGUCGAGUCAUAGUGCUGCCUGUUUUGAAAUAUGCCAUCGUUUUGAUAGAGGCCGCUGGAGAGUUGGUACUGGCUCCUGGGUUUCGAGAUUCUGGAGCAGAGCGCCAGGAGAACCCUUAUCCUCGACAUCAGAUAUGGAAUCAAAGAUACGCGGCUCUUACUAGCAUGGUGUUAUACAUGCAGUAAAGUCCAUGUUUUCGAUCACUCUACUGGACUUCCCCAUCCAUGACGGCCCGAUCCUGUAGUCUUAGUAGAGCUGCAGUCCAAAGGCGACCGCCCCUUACCGCUUUCGGUCACUUGGCGCCCGGACUCAGACACUUGGAAAGUCCAG
Molecule: messenger RNA, 2002 nt
Organism: Pseudovirgaria hyperparasitica
Lineage: Eukaryota; Fungi; Ascomycota; Dothideomycetes; Acrospermales; Acrospermaceae
Exons: 1
Coding region: 378-1835 (485 amino acids)
Molecular function (GO): protein binding
Source: RefSeq, a predicted model, not a curated record